Gracilinanus agilis (Agile Gracile Mouse Opossum) is the source of this 966-nucleotide messenger RNA. Its product is annotated as olfactory receptor 8B8-like. Bases 31 to 966 code for a protein of 311 amino acids. Gene Ontology annotation, molecular function: G protein-coupled receptor activity; odorant binding; olfactory receptor activity. Lineage: Eukaryota; Metazoa; Chordata; Mammalia; Didelphimorphia; Didelphidae. Gene Ontology annotation, cellular component: membrane. The record is from RefSeq and is a predicted model, not a curated record. Gene Ontology annotation, biological process: G protein-coupled receptor signaling pathway; sensory perception of smell. The transcript has a single exon.
CCUGUUCCCACAGAUGCUACUCAGAGGAGGAUGGCCAAAGUAAAUGACUCCAUUGUGACUGAAUUUGUCCUUUUAGGUUUAACUGAUCAACCAGAACUCCAGCUCUUUCUCUUUUUCCUAUUCCUAGGGAUCUAUGUGGUAACCAUUGUUGGGAAUCUACUCUUGAUGAUUUUAAUUAAGCUAAAUCCACACCUUCAUACCCCCAUGUAUUUCUUUCUCUUCAACAUGUCUUUCAUUGAUUUGUGUUAUUCCUCUGUCACCAUCCCCAAAAUGUUAAUGAACUUUGUGUCAGAGAAAAACAGCAUCUCCUAUUCUGGGUGCAUGGCUCAGCUGUAUUUCUUCUGUGUCUUUGUAAAUUCAGAGUCACUUCUUUUGUCAGCCAUGGCCUAUGACAGAUACGUUGCCAUUUGUUACCCACUGCUUUAUAAUAUCAAGAUGUCCUCUCGGAUCUGCUCCUUUCUGGUUUCUGGUGUAUUUGUGAUGGGGCUUUCUGUUGCCUUGGCCCACACUGGAUGUAUGCUGAGACUGUCCUUCUGUGCUGGUAAUGUCAUCAACCAUUACAUGUGUGACAUACCCCCUCUUCUAGAACUCUCCUGCACCAGUACCUAUGUCAAUGAGUUAGUGGUUUUUGUUAUAACAGGCAUCGAACUUGUGGUGAUUGGCUCUGCCAUUUUCCCCUCUUAUGCUUUAAUUUUUUCCACUAUUCUCCGCAUCAAUUCCACUAGUGGUAGAUCUAAAGCCUUCAGCACUUGCAGCUCCCACCUAACUGCUAUUUUUCUGUUUUUUGGGUCAGGAAUUUUUGUGUAUCUUAAACCUUCUUCUUCUAAGUCUAUGAACCAGGGAAAAGUGUCCUCUGUGUUCUAUACCAUUGUGAUUCCCAUGUUAAACCCCAUGAUCUACAGCCUGAGGAACAAGGAUGUCAAAUUGGCCAUGCAGAAAACCUUGAGACCAAGAAUGAUCUCUUAA